Molecule: messenger RNA, 3374 nt
Organism: Apus apus (common swift)
Lineage: Eukaryota; Metazoa; Chordata; Aves; Apodiformes; Apodidae
Gene: CDCA7
Product: cell division cycle associated 7
Exons: 10
Coding region: 62-1297 (411 amino acids)
Biological process (GO): regulation of DNA-templated transcription
Cellular component (GO): nucleus
Source: RefSeq, a predicted model, not a curated record
CCGUCCCCGCCGCUUUGGCGCGAACCUUCAGUUCCCCGGUGCUCGCCCCGCCGCCGCCAGCAUGGGUCCUUCGCGCCCGCAGCGCCGAGUUUGUUCAGGAAGGAGAAACAUCGCAGCAUUCCGAAGUACAAAACUGAUUCCUAUGGAAACAUCCUCCUCCUCUGAUGACAGUUGUGACAGUUUUGGUUCUGAUAAUUUUGCAAACACAAAACGCAAGUUAAGGUCGGAUAUUGGAAAAGAACUGACAAAAAUUUUUCAUGAAGCAUCUGAUGAUGAAUCCUUCUGUGGCUUUUCAGAAAAUGAGAUUCAAGAUGCGUUGAAGUUGGGAUCGGAUUCAGAGGAGAAUGGGACAAGUGCAGGAAGUGAGGUAGCUCCUACAAGGCGGAAAGGUCCUGUUCCUCUGAAAGUAGCCAUGAAGUUUCCACUUCGAAGAUCGGAGAGGAGGAAGAGUGAGGUGGAGCCUCUUCCUGAGAAGCCGAUGCCUGCUCCAGAUUCAGACUCUGACUCUGAAGAAAGGGGUGCCUUGUUUUUAGAAAAAAGGGCUUUAAACAUAAAGGAAAACAAAGCAAUGCUUGCAAAACUAAUGGCUGAGUUGCAAAAUGUUUCUGGUGUCUUUGGUGGGAGAAAAUCGUUGCCAACUGUCAGUCAUGGCCCAAAGCGACUUCCAAGACGUUCAUUGCCCAGAAGUGCUUUGAGGAGGAACCCAGACCGAAGUUCUCGGCCUCAUACAAGGUCCAGGUCCCUGAUUGAAGGUCCUCCUACUCCUUUACCAGAAGAGGAAGAUGAUGACCCAUACAUCUUAGUAAGAAGAAGAAAGAUGUCUGAUGAAUACUUGGAGCACGAAGCCAGAACUCCCAGGAGGGGUCACCGUGGUGCCAUGGCUUUUCCACACAUUGUGCGCCCAGUUGAGGAGAUAACUGAGGAAGAGCUGAAUAAUAUUUGUGGAUCUGCCAGAGAUAAAGUAUAUAACAGGGCCAUGGGCUCCACCUGUCAUCAGUGUCGCCAAAAAACCACAGACACCAAAACAAAUUGUCGUAACCCUGAUUGCGUUGGGGUUCGGGGCCAGUUCUGUGGGCCCUGCCUCCGCAACAGGUACGGGGAGGAUGUCAGGACGGCCUUGCUGGAUCCGGCCUGGAGGUGCCCACCAUGUCGAGGAAUCUGCAACUGUAGCUUCUGCAGGCAGCGAGAUGGCCGCUGUGCAACAGGUGUCCUGGUCUAUCUGGCCAAAUACCAUGGCUAUGACAAUGUCCAUGCCUACUUGAAAAGUCUGAAACAAGAACUUGAAAUGGAAGACUGAAGCUGCGACUGCCUUUACAUUACAUACUCUUUCACCAAUGUCAUAUUACCUACAGUGAAUUGUUUCAUCAAAUGAGAUUACGAAGUCAGUGCCUUCCUUCUCUCCCCUUUUGGGUAAAAAAGGAUAAAGAACUUUCACUUACCUCAGUGCAAGUGGGGAAACUGUUUAAUGAAGGUCUUUACCCACAGGCCAUUGUUUUCUUUUUAAACAACUUCGCAAGUCACAUAGCUUCAGUCCUUGCUUUUAUGCCAAUAACUUCUUUUUUUUUUUUUUCUUUCCUGAAAGGAGAUGGGGCUUUAAGCCAUUAAGGGUUUUAUUCAUGCAGAGAUCCGUGCUGCAGGUUUAUUUAUACUUUGAAGUUGAUCACAAAAAGCUAUAGAUGUUCUGAAAAUUCAGGGCACUGUUUCCUACAGAAACAAGCAGGGAAAGGUAUGUGCUUAACUCUAGGCCAACUUCUGCUGCAAGAUAGACUCUUACUGAACGUAAAUGAUCAAACAGAAGCUAAGAAUUCUCUAAAACAACACCACAUUCUUCAUUUCAAAAAGGAAGCUCUAAAAGUUGCAGCUGAGCAGUCUCCAAUUACUACUAUUUGGCUUUAUAGAGUACUCAAAGUGCACAUUGGCCAUUUUAAAGGAUGUUCUUCGAGUAACUGAAAAAAUGCAGCAGAAGUAGUUGGAGGUGGUGCUUCGUAUUUUUGCUCAGAUGAGGAGAGAUGAAGUCUACCACAGGACCAGCACUGCCUAGUGAUGACACUUAUGUACUGGUGUAAGUUGUGGACUGACCAUGCUGUCUAAAACCAAAUGUAUCCUUUGUUAAAUUACUGUUUUUGUAGGUUCUCCUUGCUCUUGCUGCAACUGCAGAACUGCUUCUUUGCAGAAUUGGCCCUGGUCCUAGGGAAGAGGGUUGCCUCAAGAUCAGGAUUAGAGGGGUAGUGGUUCAUGUGGCUGCUGGCCAACCAGAAGGGCAUGAAAGAUGGUAACUUGUUGAACUUGGUUAUCAGGAAAAGGGACAAUGACAAUCAUUACAAUCAAAGCCUGAACUUUUUUAACCUGUAAAAAUAAUUUAACAGCAAGGACUUUUUAAACUACAGUUCAGCUUAAAGUGAGUUAUUCUUCCAGUGACAUAGAGCAGCAUAAUGUUCUCAGGAAACACCCUGGUAAUAGAUGAGAAAAAACGGUUGCCUCAUCAAAAAAGGCUUUUGAAAAUAAAUAAAAAGGGACAUAUAAUGGGUCGCAUACAGUUUGUGAGCACUUAGAGAUGUGAGUAGUGCUGUGGUCUCCUCCUUUACAGUCCUCUAUAUCUGGCUCUGUGGUUGUAGAAGGAUAUUUUGCAUGAUGUUAAUGAAGCACAAGUACAGCAAAAACAGAGCUGAAGAAUUCUAAUGUCCUGUGUGGAUGGGGUCUUUUGCACUCAGUGCUGUAGAAAAAAGAACAUGCCAUGAAAAUUGUAUCCUGAGAGCCACAAAGUGUAUAAAUGCGCUUGGUUUGGUUAUGGAAACUGCUGUAUAAGCUUUGUUUAAGGUUUAGAAUGCAAUGUUAUAAAUAAUGUGCAGUCAAAUAGUAGAAGAAUCAACUUGGUUUUAUUGAGCACUAGAACAAAACAUGGGUUUAGACUUCUCUGCUUGCACAGUAUUUGCACAGCUCGUAUACAUAAUGAUCCACAGUUUAUACCUUUCUGGGAAUUACAUCAGUGUGUGUGGGAGGGCAGGAGAGAGGAAUUUAAAAACAAAAGCUAUUUAUGUCUCAGACUUGCAGUUCUGUUUCAUAAAUCAUCUGUCCUCUUGAAAAUCUCCUGUCCUCUCUUUGUCUGUUUUUAUAGUGUGAGUAGCUGUGCAGUUUGAGGUGGAGAGUGCUCUAUCCUCUCGGUACCUUUCCUGAAGAAGGAGCUCUAGAAAUACAUGUGCUGACAGAUAAGAGCUCUUUUAUUUUUUUUUAACAUAAUUGCUGAUCUUGCCUUGUGAUUGCUAGAGUGUGAAAGGACUGUGCUAAAAGUGUCAUAUCAUGGAGACUGCUGUAUUUAGAUCUACAAUGUUCUGUACAAAGUUUUUUAUUUUGAAAAUAAAUUUUCUGGGUUAGAA